This is a messenger RNA of Tribolium madens (black flour beetle), 735 nucleotides long. RefSeq lists its product as uncharacterized. The coding region runs from base 64 to 651 and encodes 195 amino acids. The transcript is spliced from 3 exons. Lineage: Eukaryota; Metazoa; Arthropoda; Insecta; Coleoptera; Tenebrionidae. The record is from RefSeq and is a predicted model, not a curated record.
UUAGAAGAUAAGAUACACUCAAAUUGCUGUAUUUUCUAAUAAAACUACGUAACUUUAACUAAAAUGUUACAAAUUACACUUUUUUUGUUCAUCUCUCUCUUCAGUAACUGUUUAUGUCUUCAAGAUGACUACUAUUGGCGAGAUUAUACCAACGGAGAGGUGCCCUCAGAUGCUAUAGUCGGAGGCCAAAAUAGUGAAGGUUUGAACAUUUAUAUUGGACAAGCGUACAUACAUGGCAAGGGUAACAUAGUCACUGAAAUUUUUUCUGGAAUACAAGAAGUAUAUGCUACUACUGGAACUGGAGUUGGACCUGGAAUAGUGAAGACAACAGAAGCUAUAAAAAUACUUUGUGGGCCUGGACAAAAUUUAUAUUGGACACGCACAAAUAGAAAUACUGUUCACUCACUACUUGUUAAUCAUGAUGCUGUAAUUGGUGGAUAUCAACUCUAUACUAACACAACCCGUGGUACAUUAAACAUUGGAAGACACAUUGCACAUAAUAAAAUCGGACGAAUUGAUACUUUUAACUUAUAUCCUUAUUUAUACUUUAAUAAUAAUACACAAGAGGAUUUUGAAACAACUUUUGAAAUACUUUUAUACACCAAAAAUAAAAAUAUAGAUAGUAAAUCCGAUAACAAUAGCAAAAAAUAGCCAAUGUGUUUUAAAAGCUAAAUUACAAUAGUAAUCAACAGUGUAUUAAAAAAUAAGGUUUAGUAGAUAAUAAAUGGCUACUUA